This is a messenger RNA of Dunckerocampus dactyliophorus (ringed pipefish), 1257 nucleotides long. RefSeq names its product dipeptidase 1 (gene dpep1). Gene Ontology annotation, molecular function: metallodipeptidase activity. The transcript is spliced from 10 exons. Gene Ontology annotation, biological process: proteolysis. The record is from RefSeq and is a predicted model, not a curated record. Bases 1 to 1257 code for a protein of 418 amino acids. Lineage: Eukaryota; Metazoa; Chordata; Actinopteri; Syngnathiformes; Syngnathidae.
AUGUUAGCUGAGUCCGUGGUCUUGUGUCUCAUGUGUUGGGUCGUCACCUCGGGUGAGGACUUGUACAUGAACAGAGCUCUGAAGCUGAUGUCUGAAACGCCACUCAUCGAUGGCCACAACGACCUGCCCUGGCAACUUCGGAAACUAUUCAACAACCAGCUCAACCAAGUGGAGCUAAACACUCUGGAAACAACACACACCAACAUCCCAAAGAUAAAGAAGGGGCGUCUGGGAGCGCAGUUCUGGUCGGCCUAUGUGCCCUGUGACACUCAGUACAAAGAUGCAGUCAGACAAACACUGGAGCAGAUUGAUGUGAUCCAUAGGAUGUGUCACAAAUACCCCAACGAUUUCAUGUUUGCCACCAGCAGCCAAGACAUCAUGGAGGCAUUCAGACACAACAAGACGGCCAGUCUGAUCGGGGUUGAGGGGGGUCACUCCAUUGACAGCAGUCUGGGCACACUGCGUACCUUGUAUCAGUUGGGGGUCCGCUACCUUACACUCACACACUCCUGCAACACACCCUGGGCAGAUAACUGGCUUGUGGACACUGGAGCAGAACCAUCUCAGCAAAAUGGCCUAUCUCCAUUUGGCAAGCAAGUGAUUGCAGAAAUGAAUCGUGUGGGAAUGCUGAUAGACCUGGCUCAUGUGUCUGUAAGAGUGAUGAACCAAGUGUUGGACAUGUCAAAGGCACCUGUCAUCUUCAGCCACUCCUCCGCCUUCAGUAUUUGUCCACACAAGAGGAAUGUUCCUGAUGAUGUUCUCAAAAGAGUGAAUGAAAAUGGAGGAAUAGUAAUGGUCAACUUCUACAAUGACUAUGUAGCCUGUAGCCAGACUGCCACCCUGUCCAAUGUUGCAGAUCACUUUGACCACAUAAGGAAAGUGGCGGGAGCUGGCAUUAUUGGUUUUGGUGGGGACUAUGAUGGCGUUACCAGACUUCCAGAGGGUCUUGAGGACGUGUCCAAAGUACCCAAUCUGGUAGCUGAGCUGCUAAGAAGAGGAUGGUCUGAUGAUGAUGUCAAAGCUGCUCUGGGAAACAACUUGCUGCGUGUACUCAAACGAGCUGAAGAGGUCCGUGACAGUCUGAGCAGCAAUAAACCAGAUGAUGUUCCUAUCCCAUAUAGUGAGGUGAAGAACCCGUGUAGGACGAGCUAUGGUUACGACGACAAAGGCAACGGUGGAAUUAUCCAUUCACUAAGCAUUAUGUCUCUACUUUUAUCCCUGACUUUACACUCUACCAUCCCAUUGAUAACCUCAUAG